CAUUGAUUGGCAGCACUGAUAGGCGGCACUGACUGGCACUGAUAGGUGGCACUGAUAUGCACUGGUAUGUGGCAUUGAUGUGCACUGAUGGGAACUGGCAGGUGGCAUUGAUGGGCACUGGAAGGCAGCAUUGAUGGGCACUGACAGGUGGAAUGGAUGGACACUGAUGGAUGGCACUGAUGGGGCUAAACUGAUCAUCAGUGCCCUGAUGAUCAGUGUAAUAUCCUCUCUGAGUAAUGCCGAUUACCGGCUC
Molecule: messenger RNA, 253 nt
Organism: Staurois parvus
Lineage: Eukaryota; Metazoa; Chordata; Amphibia; Anura; Ranidae
Source: the annotation of a GenBank genome assembly